UUAUGGUACAUGUUAAUAAUUUAUGUUUGAUAUUUGUAUUUGUGUUCUAUUUUGUUCUUUUCUUUACGGUAUAUGACUAUUUUGCAAUAAUUUCAAUGAUUCUUAUGAUAUUUGGAGGAAAGAAUAUGGCUUUUACAUGUCUUGAGGUUUUUCUUUGUUGAUGCCCCACCAUGAUUGACCAGUGUGAUAAGGACUUACAGAAGCAUGUAUGUUUUAUACUGUUUGUAAUAAGUAAUUUCGUUAAUCUUGCUGCUUAUGUGCCAAUUUAGUGAAACCAAUCUUUGCCGCAACCUCCUCCCUCCCCUUCCAUUCUCUCGAUCCUGUGAUAUUAUCCAAGAAUGUAUCAAUAAAGGAUUUUGGUUAACUUUUUUUUAUUUACUCCAAUAAAUAUAUUUUUUCAGUUGUUCCCUCCCCCUCUCCCCUUGUGACUUAACAUUUAUUUCCUGGCACUGUCAGACAUCCAGAAGCCCAGCACAGCGGGGCUGGUGCACAAGGAGAGGGCUGGAGAAAGUCCUGGGGGAGCUGGAGCUGACUGCAGGGGGAGAAAGUGCUUGAAGGGUCUUUGGAAGGUCUGUAAGAACCCCAGAGCCAAGCUGGAGCCCCACCGUGCCAACCUCCCCUCGGUGUUUGAGAUCUCCAAAGCUGCUGCCAGCUGCCCAGAUGCCUUUGAAGGACAACAGCACAGCAGAAGCAGAGCACCUGCAGCACCUUCGGCAUGGCAACCACGGCUCGGCUGCUCCGAGGAUCCUGGGGAAGGUAUUUAGCCUCCCAUUUUCUGCAGACAGCCUGAUCAAUUAUCCUGAUGAGUUAAUCAGCAUCAAGAGAAGCUGUGACAGCUGCGGCAGGGCGCAUGGAGAUGAGGAGCCGGGUGUCACAGCCUGGCUCUGCAGGGCACGGCCUGGGGAUGCUCCUGCACCCCGGGAUGAGCUGCAGCUGCCCCGCAUGGAACUGCACCAGAUAGCUGCCACUUCAAGACAAAUUUCCACUUCAGUCUGGAGGCACAGAACAAAGAUUUCCAAUGUCCUCAAUUAUUCAGCACAGCCCUUCUUCCCUGAGAGGGCCCUGGAAGAGCUGCAUCCAAGAGCAGAGCCAGUGCCUGGGAGCUGCCCACAGGGCUGGCACAGGGCUCAGCCCCUCCUGAGCCUGAGGAGAACAGAAACCAGAGAAAGCUGCAAGGAGUUCCAGCACAAAUUAUCAGAGAAUCAGUGUCACAGUCUGAAAGGGCAUUUGCCACCAGACCUGUCCCCACACCACCACAGCCUGCAGGCCCAGCCCUCCAGGAGCUUUGCUGAGCAUCCUCAGCUUGUGUGUGGGAAUCCCGGAAUCCCAGAAUCCCGGAAUCCCAGAAUCCCAGAAUCCCAGAAUCCCAAAACCAUUUCAGUUGGAAAAGCCCUCCCAGCCCAUCACAUCCAACCUGUGCCUGAUCCCACCUUGUCCCCAGCCCAGAGCUCUGAGUGCCACCUCCAGGAAUUCCUUGGACACUCCAGGGAUGGGCACUCCAAACCUCCCUGGGCAGUUCCAAAGCCUGAGCUCCCUUUCCAUGCAGAAAUCCCUCCUGAUGUCCAACCUGCCCCUGCCCUGGCCCAGCUUGAGGCCAUUUCCUCUCCUCCUGUCCCCUGGGAGCAGAGGGACCCCCCAUCCCUGCAGGCUCCCUGCUCUGGCACAGGUGUCUGGGCUCAGGAAGCCUUGGUGGCUAUUUUUCCUCUUUCUUUUCCUUUUGCUUCCUAAGCAAAAGCAACUCUCACUAAUCAGGGAGAGCUUUUGCCACGUUUCAAGCAAGUGCAGAGACUCCAAGCUCAAAUUGCUCUAAUAAUUUAUUCUGGUCUUGAAAUCCCCGGGGUUAUUUCACAGAAAAUGUAUUUUAAG
Messenger RNA from Prinia subflava (tawny-flanked prinia), 1866 nucleotides. RefSeq lists its product as uncharacterized. NCBI's taxonomy places the organism in Eukaryota, Metazoa, Chordata, Aves, Passeriformes, Cisticolidae. The coding region runs from base 661 to 1728 and encodes 355 amino acids. The transcript is spliced from 4 exons. The record is from RefSeq and is a predicted model, not a curated record.